CAUGUAGAUUCGCCCUGCUGACGGAGACGACGAGCCGUUCCGGUCGUCGAUGUGGCACAGUCAGCACCGCCACAAUGUUUCAUCCCACUCCCAACAUGAAUGCUGCCGCUGAAAUGAACAUAGGUAGUACAUAAACGACCGGUGUGUCAGUGGUCUGGACAUCAGCAACCAUGUCAUGCAGCGAGCAUCCCCCUUGCAGCAGCCUCGUACCGCUGAGAUGACACCUUCGGACUACGAUGCUGACCCCAGCUGGCGCUCGAAACCAGUUACACCCGCGCAGCUUCUUGUCCACGAUUUGUGCCUCGAGGCAUGGCGGCGGGACAUAGGUCCGUUUCUGGAGAUUAACGAGCACUCUACACCCGCUCUUGUACCAGAAGUAGCGGCCAAGACUACUUCGAAAGGCAAUGUGAGAGCGGCAGAAGCGACCCGUAGUCCCAUUGAGAAGCAGAAGUUCAUUUCUCUGCGAGAGAGCAAUGGUUGGACGCGCCUUCUCCGCCUGCGGAAGCGCCAGCGGGACCUUCUGCUUGGGAAUACGGCAAAGCGAUAUUAGUAUUUAUCGUUGUCACCAUCGCCUUUCUGCCCCUCAUUUUCCUCUCGAGAAUUCCCGGCAUGAACACACGAGACAUCAGAAACUUCGAGCAGAGCCAAUGGCUGUUCUGGGCUGUAACCGUCAGCGUCACGGUCGGUGUAGUAGCUGCGGCCCUCUUCCUCGCCUUCUCCGGUGGCAAUAUCGUUGGAAGGAUCACGCAAGCAACUGAAGUUCGACAUCCGGACUCUGCUGAGGCAGACUUUUACUGGAGGUGCUGAGCACACCUUUAGAGAAUAUGGCGCGAACCGAAAGGAUGCUUAUAGCUAAGAACAACAGCCGACAACGAGCCUUUAAAUUGAAGCUGA
Molecule: messenger RNA, 894 nt
Organism: Baudoinia panamericana UAMH 10762
Lineage: Eukaryota; Fungi; Ascomycota; Dothideomycetes; Mycosphaerellales; Teratosphaeriaceae
Exons: 1
Coding region: 176-550 (124 amino acids)
Source: RefSeq, a predicted model, not a curated record